AUGUCUCCCCCAGCUGCCGUCAUGCCCGCCCCCGUUGAGGCCCACCGCUUCGAGCACCCCUCGACUUUUGUCCAGGAUGCCGCCCCGGCCACGAAGGCCGGCGAGAAGGUCGACAAAUGGGCCGACUUCAAGUUCGAGCACAUCCGUGAGUCCACUGUGUCUCGUGCUAUGACCAAGCGCUACUUCGAGGACCUCGACAAGUACGCCGAGUCCGACGUUGUCAUUAUCGGUGCCGGAUCCUGCGGUCUCAGUGCCGCCUACACUCUCGCCAAGGCCCGCCCUGACCUUAAGAUUGCUAUCAUCGAGGCCGGUGUUGCUCCUGGUGGUGGUGCCUGGCUCGGAGGUCAGCUCUUCUCCGCAAUGAUCAUGCGUAAGCCCGCUCAGCUCUUCCUUGAGGAGAUCGGCGUUCCCUACGAGGAGGAAGACACCUACGUCGUCGUCAAGCACGCUGCCCUCUUCACCUCCACUCUCAUGUCCAAGGUUCUCACCUUCCCCAACGUCAAGCUCUUCAACGCUACCACCGUUGAGGACCUCAUCACCCGUAUCGACCCUGCCACCGGCAAGAUCCGUGUUGCGGGUGUUGUCACCAACUGGACCUUGGUGUCGAUGCACCACGAUGACCAGAGCUGCAUGGACCCCAACACCAUCAACGCUCCCAUCAUCAUCUCCACCACUGGUCACGAUGGCCCCUUCGGUGCCUUCUCUGUCAAGAGGCUUCUCUCCAUGAACGCCAUUGAGAAGCUCGGUGGUAUGAGGGGAUUGGACAUGAAGUUGGCCGAGGACGCGAUUGUGAAGGGAACCAGGGAGAUCGUCCCCGGUAUGGUUGUCGGUGGUAUGGAGUUGUCGGAGGUUGACGGUGCUAACCGUAUGGGACCCACCUUUGGUGCCAUGGCUUUGUCUGGUGUUAAGGCUGCCGAGGCCGUUUUAGAGGUCUACGACGAGCGUGUCAAGCAGAACAUGGAGUAA
Molecule: messenger RNA, 966 nt
Organism: Morchella importuna
Lineage: Eukaryota; Fungi; Ascomycota; Pezizomycetes; Pezizales; Morchellaceae
Exons: 3
Coding region: 1-966 (321 amino acids)
Biological process (GO): thiamine biosynthetic process
Source: RefSeq, a predicted model, not a curated record